Molecule: messenger RNA, 1542 nt
Organism: Debaryomyces hansenii CBS767
Lineage: Eukaryota; Fungi; Ascomycota; Pichiomycetes; Serinales; Debaryomycetaceae
Product: putative phenylacrylic acid decarboxylase
Exons: 1
Coding region: 1-1542 (513 amino acids)
Biological process (GO): cinnamic acid catabolic process; ferulate metabolic process
Cellular component (GO): cytoplasm
Molecular function (GO): carboxy-lyase activity
Source: RefSeq, a predicted model, not a curated record
AUGAGCAAUUUAAGACCAGAGUUAAGAUUUAGAGAUUUCCUUCAGGUUCUCAAAAAUGAGAAUGAUUUAGUAGAGAUUACCCACGAGUGCGAUCCAAACUUAGAGGUGGGUGCUAUUAUGAGAAAGGUCUACGAAGAAAAAUUGCCAGUACCUUUAUUCAAAAACUUGAAGAAGGAUCCUAAAAAUCCAGACCCUAGUAAUUUGUUCAAUAUUGUCGGCUGUCUUGGUGGUUUAAGAGAUGCAAAAAAAGACAAUGAUCAUGCUAGAAUUGCUCUUCAUUUGGGGUUGGAUUCACAAACUCCUAUGACGAAGAUUAUUGACUACUUGAUAGAAGCCAAUACCAAGAAGCCACUUCCACCAGUCUUGCUUGAAGAUGCAUCGGGAGCACCAUGCAAAAAAAACAAGAUUUCUGGAGAUGUUAUUAGGUUGAACGCAUUACCUGCACCUACGUUGCAUCAUGGGGAUGGUGGGAAGUAUAUUCAGACUUACGGAAUGUUUGUGUUACAAACAGCAGACAAGACCUGGACAAAUUGGUCAAUUGCCAGAGGAAUGAUUUAUGAUGAUAAGCAUUUAACUGGUUUGGUUAUGAAUCCGCAGCAUAUUAGAAGGGUUGCAGACACAUGGGCUGAAAUUGGUAUGGGUGAUAGCGUCCCAUUUGCAUUAUGUUUCGGUGUACCACCAGCAUCAAUUUUAGUGAGUUCUAUGCCUAUUCCAGAUGGUGCUACAGAAGCUGACUAUAUUGGUGCUUUAGUCGGUGAACCUUUAAGUGUUGUUAAGUGUGAGACCAAUGAUUUACACGUUCCUGCCGAUUCUGAAAUGGUUUUCGAAGGUACCUUGAAUUUGAAUAAGAUGGUUGAAGAAGGUCCAUUUGGUGAAAUGCAUGGUUACUGUUUCCCUGGACAUGGUCACCCUUGUCCAUUAUAUACUGUUGAUACUAUAACGUACAGAGAUGAUGCUAUAUUACCAGUUUCAAACCCAGGUUUAUGUACUGAUGAGACACAUACAUUAAUCGGUGGAUUAGUCAGUGCCGAAUGCAAGCAAAUGGCCUUAGAACAUCCAAAAUUAAAAAGUGUUAUUAUGGAAGCAUUUACUCCACAUGAGGGUGUGGCCUUAUGGCUCGCUCUUAAAGUGAAUACCAAAGAACUCGCUAAAUUGAAUACUAAUAGUGAAGAUUUCUGUAAACUUAUUGGUGACUAUUAUUAUAGUUCAAAACCUGGCUUCAUACUUCAAGAAAUUGUCUUAGUUGGAGAUGAUGUCGAUAUUUUCGACUUCAGAAAAUUAUUUUGGGCUUAUGCUACGAGACAUACGCCAGGUGAUGACCAAUAUAUGUUCAAUGACUACCGUGCUUUCCCAUUGGCGCCAUUCAUCGGCCAAGGACCAAGAAUUAAAACCUUAAAGGGCGGAAAUUGUGUUACAGACUGCUUGUUUCCUAAACAGUACGAACCUGAAGGUGUUGAUUUCGUUACUUGUGAUUUUGACGGCUAUGAUGAAGCCAUAAAGGAAAAGGUAAGAAAAAACUGGUCUGCGUACGGAUAUAAAUAG